AUGGGUCCCAAAUUAGCUAUCGCCACGUUAUUGUACUCUGCAGAUUAUUUACCAGGGGUAUUCACUCUUGGUUAUAAGAUUAAUCUACUGUUGCAACAAGCUCGUGUACAGGAUAAAUUCACAACAUGUUUACUGAUUACUAAAUCGCUUUACCAGGACGUUCUUUGUGAACAAACUAAAUUCCUCCUUUCAUCUCUAUUCUCUGAAAUAAUUCAAAUUGAUGCCUUGAAUCAUACGAAUUUCAUCAUUGCCAAUAAUAAUGACAACUUGACCCUUUUGCAAAGACCAGAAUUAUCAUUCACCUUAGUGAAAGCUCGUUUAUGGGAAUUGACUCAAUUCGAUCAGGUAUUAUACUUGGAUGCAGACACCUUACCCAUGAGUAAUGACUUCCUAACCAUCUUCCAUCUAAUGUCAGAACAAAAGCAAAACCAACUUGGUGCUGUCCCCGAUAUCGGCUGGCCCGAUAUGUUCAACAGUGGUGUCAUGAUGCUUAUACCAAACAAGCAGAUCGCUUCCGAACUGCAAUUGUUCAUCGUUAAUGAAGUAUCCAUCGAUGGUGCAGAUCAAGGUAUCUUGAAUCAAUUCUUUAACCCCAAUUGUGCUCCCGAGGACAAGAGAUAUGCAUUCCCAAGAGAAUGGGUAAGAUUACCAUUCCUUUUCAACGUGACGACCCCUAAUCAUGGAUAUCAAUGUCCACCCGCUAUGAAAUACUUCUCUGAUAGAAUAAAAUUGGUUCAUUUCAUUGGUACUAAUAAACCUUGGAGAGUUGGUUUUGAAAAUGAAUAUGCUUAUCAAUGGAAGGAAAUGCAUGAUGAAUUCAAUGAAGAGUUUGUUCCAGCCCAUCAAUUGGCUAAUUUCCAUCUAAAUGAUGAGCACUUUGAGGACAAUUCUCAAAAUGUGCAAGUGCAACCAGAGUAUCAUGAAGAAUUUAAUGAUAAUAACGCUAAUGAUAAUAACCAGGAUUACGUUCAAGAAAGCAAUGACUAUAUUAAUAAUGAUAAUGACAAUUACACUAAUCCACCAGAACCAGAAACUGAAAACCAAUACCAGCCAGAACAGGCACAGCAACAACAACCCCAAGAGCAAGAGCAAGAACAGGAGCAAGAGCAAGAAUAUCAUGAACCUGAGCCACCAAAGGAACCACUUCCCCUGGAUUUCAAAGAAUGGUUGACGACCUUCAUUAACAAGGAUGUGCCACGCGAAGAUGUACCUAUCGAUGAAAUCCCCGAGGAUUCAGCGACAGAGGAUAUUGAAGAUAUGGAGGAAGAAGUCAUUGAUACCGAACAGGUUGAGGAAGAUGUAAGAGAGGAUGAAGUGCAAGAAGAAGAACGUAGAAUAAGAAGUCCAACACCUGAACCGGUAGUUAUUCCAGUUGAAGAGACUGAAAUUAAGCCAGACGAAACUGUAAAGUCCGUUGUUGAUUCUGAAGACAAAAAGGUUGAAACCUCUUCCUCUACCACAAACGAUAAACAAGAUAAAGAAAAGGAAGAGGAACAGAAAGGAGAUGAUGUUCCUAAUUUCAAGUUCGACUGGGAAAGUACAGAUUAUCUUUCUCAUGUUGAAAGAAGCUUCCCUGACAGCAUUUUCGAGUAUUCAGUGGAAGAGUAA
Naumovozyma castellii is the source of this 1608-nucleotide messenger RNA. It is a transcript of the gene GLG1, whose product is annotated as glycogenin glucosyltransferase GLG1. The record is from RefSeq and is a predicted model, not a curated record. The transcript has a single exon. Lineage: Eukaryota; Fungi; Ascomycota; Saccharomycetes; Saccharomycetales; Saccharomycetaceae. The coding region runs from base 1 to 1608 and encodes 535 amino acids.